Molecule: messenger RNA, 1630 nt
Organism: Phacochoerus africanus (Common warthog)
Lineage: Eukaryota; Metazoa; Chordata; Mammalia; Artiodactyla; Suidae
Product: keratin-associated protein 24-1
Exons: 1
Coding region: 19-780 (253 amino acids)
Cellular component (GO): keratin filament
Molecular function (GO): structural molecule activity
Source: RefSeq, a predicted model, not a curated record
UCACCACCGUCACUGAGCAUGCACGCAGGCUCCAUGUCUCUCCUGGGCUGUCCUGGGGAUUGCAGUGUCACAUCCUACAGAACUCACUGCUAUAUCCCGGUGACUACUUCUGUUGCAUUUUACUCCAGUGAUGUAAGCCCCACCUUUAGGCUCGGCUUACCCAGCAGCUACCAAGGAAACCUCUGGCUCCUGGAUAACUGUCAGGAAACUCAAGACGAGGCACCAAGCUGUGAAUCUCCCAACUGCGAACCCAAGACCUGCACCACAAGUUGUGACCAAUCAAAUACCUCUGUGCCCUGCAACUCUCCAACAGUGGACAAAAGCCACAGUGCCUGUGAAACCACCAACAUCAGAGCCAACGCCAGCUGCAACACGUGCACUCAGACCCAGGGGUAUGUAUCAGACUGCUCCAUACCCAGCCAAGGUACGUCCAAAGCUUGCCAGACCCUCAGCAGUGGCUUCAAAUGCUUUGGGCAACUUAACUGCUUAUCCAAGAGUUUCUGGCCCCUAAACCACUACAGACUGAGUAGUUUGGGGUAUAGAAGCCACCAAAAUCUUGGCUUCAUUCCUAGUGGCUUCUCACCAUUGUGUUGUAUUGCCAACAGCUGCCAAUCCCCACACUAUUUUAUAAGACAUUACCAAUAUCCAAGCUAUCCGUACAUAAGCUGCCCACCACUGAGCUAUUUUUCAAGAAACCUUCAAUCUCUGAGCUGUAUACCAAGUACCUUUCCUCCUCUGAGGUAUUUAUGCAGUGGUUGCAGACCUCUGAAUUGCUAUUGAUCAACUUAUGGCAUUCACAGCUGCCAGAAACUGUCCAAUGGGGCAGAUUCUACCAAGUUGUCACCCUCUCCGAUAAUUCUGGUGAAUCACUUCACGUCUUAAGAAUCAAGUUCUAUUAACCUCAAAUAUAACUUCAGGACUUAACCACAACCAUUACCAUCUACUAGCUAGCUUUUUUGUUGCUCUCUUAAUGCCCUUUGUGUUGAAGGCUGAUCCUGUGGGUACUAUCAUUAUUUCUGAGAUUGCAUGUGACAGACACACUGAAGAGAUUCCACAUGAAAUACAGAGCAAUGCAGCUUUCAUGUUUUGGCCAUCACUUGUCUGAUAGUGUGACUGUUUUCAACUUUUCUUGAUGAAAUGGAGCCUCCUUGGUGUAACUGGUGAUUCUAGCACCCCCUCUAAAGAUUGUUUUGCUUUUUAUCAGUAAUUUUGCCAGUUGCCUAACUAGCAUCCUGCUAAUAAGCUGAGAGAUAAUAUCAUCUUAAACAUCCUGAGUUGAGCAAAUUCAUCCUUCCCCUCCUGCCAGAAUGCAAGGAUGGGCAAGCAGCAACAUCCAACUAGAGUUCAAAAUCAGAAGACCUUCCACCAACCUUCUCUUCCGAACAAGCCACAGCGCAUAGGAUUGCCUGGCACUCAGCUUUUGUUCUCAAUGCCUAAGAGAAAGCCUCAGAAACAGCAGAAACACAAACAUCUUUUACUAAAAGAAUGACAAAAUCCUUUUAUAGAUGCUUCAUGAUCAGUAAUAAUCUAUGUUCCUGAUUCUGCUAAAAUUCUUCCCUGUUGAUUUAUUGCUUUCAGGUUGCCAAAACAGUCUUGGUUUAUAGUUAAUAAACAAAUUUGUACUAGGAAA